This is a messenger RNA of Rangifer tarandus platyrhynchus (Svalbard reindeer), 1557 nucleotides long. The record is from the annotation of a GenBank genome assembly. Lineage: Eukaryota; Metazoa; Chordata; Mammalia; Artiodactyla; Cervidae.
AUGAGCAGAAUUCGAGGAAGGGGAGCCCUGGAAGAAGUGGGAGGACGCAGCUUUCAUGGCGGCCUCACGUGCAAACAGGCUGGGGCUUCCGGGACCUGCCGGGAGGAGCGGGGGGCUUGGGCGGCAGUGGACUCCGGGAGGCGCGAGCUGGUGGUCGUGGGCAAGACGCCCCCUGGCUGCCUCAAGGCAGCUGGAGUGGUGGACGCCCCUAAGGGGGACAGCCAGGCCCCCUGCCCGUCACCCCACGCCACCAGCUACAGCCUGCGGCCCCUCCAGCACCCACUACCCCACGGGGGCGGGCCCGACCCAGGAGAACCCCCACCCAGAGCCCUCAGAAAGAGGCGAGGACGAGGGAAGAAACCCCCUUACGGAAGACGGAAGACGAGACACCCGUUUUCGGUGCCGGGAAUUCCUGGAGCCCCGAGUCUCAGCGCUUCCGGGGGCCGCGAGGCCGGCAGCCCCACCCGGGGACCGACACGCCUCGGGGGCGCACGCACCCCGCCCCAGCUCCCCGCCGCCUCGCGCUCUCCUGAACCCGUAUUCCGGGGCCAGCUCCCGCCCGCCCUUCGCAGAGGGCGCCGUGCAGAGUGUCCCAGACCCACCUGUAGCCUCGCAGCCUCUCCUCCGCUUCCUCCCCGGGCGCCCCGGGGCCGGCGGAGCCCACUACCCCCCACAGACCGCUCUGGGGGUGCCUCUCCCCCUAGCGCGCCAGGGCUGAUUUCUUUCUUUUUCAGAAAAGUUGGCCCAAGAUCUCCGCGUCCCACGGAGCCGGCCCCCGGCCCCAUCCAACCCGAGCCCGGGCGCAGAGGACGAGGGGGCCCCAGCGCGCCCGAGCAGCACGCCCAGGCCCCCGCAACCUGCAGGGAGGCGCCCCGCGCGGGGCUCUCCCCGCCCGCCGGGGUCCCCGCGCCGCUGCACCCACCUCCGCCCCGAGUCCCGCAGGCGCCCACCUACCGCUUGGGGCCAGCCGGCGAGAGGGCGCGCGCGGGGGCUCCCGGAGACAGCGUGUUCCGUCCCGGGAGGAAAGUUUGUGCCAUGCAGAGGGGGCGGCGCGGGGGAAGGCGUGGGCGACAGGGGGUGGGCGCGGGGCGGGCGGCGAGGCGGGCCCGCGCGUCCGUCCCCCCCGCGAGCGGUGCGUGCGUCCUGCCCGAGAGCCCGCGGCCGCCGCGCUCCCGCUCGCGGCGCCCAGAGCCCGGCGCGCUCCGCCCGCAGCCCCGACGCGCCCCCGUCGCCGCCGCGCGUCCGCCGCCUAUACUUCCUCUUCCUCUGAACUCACGGGCAACAGACGCCGAGCGGCAUCUUCGGGGGAGCCGCCGGCGCGCCCCGCGCCCACCGCGCGCUCCCAGCCCGCGCCCCAGCGCCGGUGCCCCCACCACGCCCCGCGCCCCCCACCGUGCCCCCACGAUCCGCGCCCCGCGCCAACCGCGCCCCCGCGACCCGCGCUCGCCCCGCGCCCCCGCGAUCCGCGCUGCCCACGGGCGCCGGAGCCACAGACCCUCGCCGCGCCUCCGCAGCGAGCCCCGUGGCUCCCCCGCCCCCCUUCUCGACCCCUGGUAA